AAGUCGUCUUUCAGUGAAGUCUGUAUUUACAAUGAGAUUUCACCUAUUUGUUUUCAACUGCCUAAUUCUGCCACUUUUACGUCGAUCUCUUUGUUCAUUUGUGUCGAAUGAAGAAGCUUCAGCCCUCCUGCAAUGGAAGCGCACUUUUAUAACCCAAAACAAUGUCCUUCUAGCUUCAUGGUCCUUUCAACCUAAGGUCAACGCCAGUGCUUCUAUCCCCUGCUGCUUCUGGUAUGGUAUAUCAUGUCGCCGAGGUAGCGUCAACCGACUCAAUCUUACAAAUUCAGGUAUCAGCGGCACGCUCCAUGACUUCCCUUUUUCUUCUCUUUCAAAUCUCGAGUUUCUUGAUCUUAGUAUUAAUAAUUUAUCUGGAACUAUACCCAACAAGAUAAGUGGUCUUACUCGACUGAUUUAUCUUGAUUUGUCAAUCAAUCAGUUCUCGGGUCCAAUCCCGAGAGAUAUGGGGCUUUUGACAAACCUUCAAACACUCCAUUUGUUUGAUAACAAGUUGAAUGGCUCAAUCCCUUGGGAAAUAGGCCAGUUAGUUUCACUCACCGAACUUGCUCUGUAUUCCAACAAUCUUGAAGGCCCUAUUCCCAUUUCUUUUGCCAAUUUGACCAACUUGACUUCUCUUUUCCUUUACGAGAAUCGCCUCUCGGGUUCUAUCCCUCAAGAAAUCGGGAAUCUCCCCAACCUCGAGGAGCUUUACGCGAAUACAAACCAAAUUUCCGGUGAAAUUCCGGCCACAAUUGGGAACCUGACUAACCUCAGGGUACUGUACCUUUUCAAAAAUCAGUUAAGUGGCGCCAUCCCGCGGGAAAUCGGGAAAAUUAAAUCGCUCCAGAAGCUUAGCCUCCAGUCAAACAAUCUCUCCGGCUCCAUUCCUCCGUCAAUUGGAAACUUAACAGGCCUAACCCUCCUACAUCUCUAUGGGAAUCGACUCUCCGGUUCCAUUCCCCAAGAGGUGGGGAAUCUCAGGGGCCUUUACGAUCUCGAAUUGAGCAUGAAUAGGCUUAGCGGUGCAAUUCCGGCGACGAUCGGGAAUCUGAGUAAAUUGGAGGUUCUGUUUCUCCGGCUGAACAGUCUCGACGGUUCCAUCCCCGAGGAGCUUGGGAAAUUAGAGAGGUUAGGUGUUCUGGAAAUUGAUCAUAAUCAGCUCUUCGGCCCCUUACCAGAAAAUCUCUGCCGUAGCGGGAAACUACAGUACUUCACCACAAGCAACAAUAUGCUCUCAGGUCCAAUACCAAAAAGUUUGAAAAAUUGCUCUAGUCUAACUCGGGUUCGACUAAGCAAAAAUCAAUUCUCUGGAGACAUUUCUGAAGCUUUUGGCAUUUACCCAAACUUGCAGUUCAUGGAUCUAAGUGACAACAAUUUUCAUGGAGUGCUAUCCAAACAUUGGGGCUCAUCAAAACAAUUGUCAAAUCUCUGGAUUUCAAGAAACAACAUCUCUGGUAUUAUACCACCAGAGAUUGGUGAUAUUACUCAACUAACAUGGCUUGAUCUUUCAGAAAAUCACAUAGUUGGGGAAAUCCCAAAAGAAUUUGAAGAGCUGACUUUUCUGCAAAAUCUUGAUUUGUCUAAAAACAUGUUGAAUGGAUCAAUACCAGAAUAUAUGGGAGGAUUCAGGCACCUGUUAACCUUAAAUCUUUCUUGGAAUGGUUUGUCUGGUCCCAUUCCAACAGGAUUUGAGAAAUUGAGAAACAUAUCAUUUGUUGACUUAUCAUUCAAUAACUUAGAGGGCCAUAUUCCAAAUUUCAUGAAACAUAUGAAUGCUACUUUGGAAGGGAAUAAAGGUUUGUGUGGCAAUAUGGAUGGAUUUGAACCUUGUCAAAGUUCUCACUCUUCAAGAAAGGGUAAGAAAUUUGUUCAUGUGGUGAUAAUUGUAAUCCCAAUUAUUGUAGCACUUUCUAUGGCUCUAUUUGGAUUUGUGGAGGUUUACCACUUAUAUAGGAGAAGAAAACGCGCUGAAAAUGCUCAAAGUAAUGGGUCACAAGUCCUAGAGAAAAGGGUAGAACUUGAGUAAAAAGAAAGGUGAUUUCAAAUAUCCUAUAUUGAAUAAUUGAGUGUGAGUGUACUCUUGAAGAAUGUUUACUAUGUCUUUUGUAUUGUGUUGGACUACUUGCAUUUCAUGUUUUGUUCGCAUUUUAAGAAUGUAUUUAAUAUUUUAACACUCUCAUGUUGUAUUAUAUUUCACUUGUAAUCUUUGUUUGAAUUUAUAUUUUGUAAUAAUAUAUAGUCGUGUAUUUAAACCCCUUA
Ipomoea triloba (trilobed morning glory) is the source of this 2256-nucleotide messenger RNA. Its product is annotated as MDIS1-interacting receptor like kinase 2-like. Gene Ontology annotation, molecular function: protein binding. The coding region runs from base 32 to 2023 and encodes 663 amino acids. Lineage: Eukaryota; Viridiplantae; Streptophyta; Magnoliopsida; Solanales; Convolvulaceae. The record is from RefSeq and is a predicted model, not a curated record. The transcript has 2 exons.